This is a messenger RNA of Meriones unguiculatus (Mongolian gerbil), 2766 nucleotides long. RefSeq names its product polycystin 2 like 1, transient receptor potential cation channel (gene Pkd2l1). The record is from RefSeq and is a predicted model, not a curated record. Gene Ontology annotation, cellular component: membrane. Lineage: Eukaryota; Metazoa; Chordata; Mammalia; Rodentia; Muridae. The transcript is spliced from 15 exons. Gene Ontology annotation, biological process: potassium ion transmembrane transport; detection of mechanical stimulus. Bases 4 to 2283 code for a protein of 759 amino acids. Gene Ontology annotation, molecular function: sodium channel activity; muscle alpha-actinin binding; calcium channel activity.
AGUAUGGAAAGUACCAAGGAGCAGGAUCUGCAAACGCUGGGGAGCGGAGCCUGGGACAAUCCUGCCUACAGCAGCCCCCCUUCCCCAAAUGGGACCCUGAGGAUCUGCACUGUCUCCAGUGCGGCAAUCCCCCAGCCUCAACCCAAGAAGCCUGAAGACGGACACCAGGAGACACAGGGAACCCUGGGAUCCAGCUGCUGCUCCCAUGUCUGUCACAGCAUCAGAGGGCUCUGGGGAACAACCCUGACUGAGAACACCGCUGAGAACAGAGAACUCUACGUCAAGACCACCCUGAGGGAGCUUGUGGUGUACGUCGUGUUCCUCGUGGAUGUCUGUCUGUUGACCUACGGAAUGACAAGCUCUAGUGCCUAUUACUACACCAAAGUGAUGUCUGAGCUGUUCCUCCACACCCCGUCAGACUCUGGAGUCUGCUUCCAGACCAUCAGCAGCAUGGCGGACUUCUGGGAUUUUGCUCAGGGUCCACUCCUGGACAGUUUGUACUGGACGAAGUGGUACAACAACCAGAGCCUGGGUCGCGGCUCCCACUCCUUCAUCUACUAUGAGAACCUGCUGCUGGGGGUCCCGAGGCUGCGGCAGCUGCGGGUGCGCAACGACUCCUGUGUGGUGCAUGAGGACUUCCGGGAGGACAUUUUGAGCUGCUAUGACGUCUACUCCCCAGAUAAAGAAGAUCAACUCCCUUUCGGGCCUCUGAACGGCACAGCGUGGACGUACCACUCACAGAGUGAGCUGGGGGGCUCCUCCCACUGGGGUAGGCUCACCAGCUACGGUGGAGGUGGCUACUACUUGGACCUUCCGGGACCCCGGCAAGCCAGUGCCGCGGCCCUCCAAGGCCUCCAGGAGGGGCUGUGGCUGGACAGGGGCACUCGGGUGGUCUUUAUCGACUUCUCGGUCUACAACGCCAACAUCAAUCUUUUCUGUAUUCUGAGGCUGGUGGUGGAGUUCCCAGCCACAGGAGGGACCAUUCCGUCCUGGCAAAUCCGCACAGUUAAGCUGAUCCGCUACGUGAGUAACUGGGACUUCUUCAUUGUGGGCUGUGAGGUCGUCUUCUGCGUCUUCAUCUUCUACUAUGUGGUGGAGGAAAUCCUGGAGAUCCACAGGCACCGGCUUCACUACCUCAGCAGCAUCUGGAACGUUCUGGACCUGGUGGUCAUCUUGCUCUCCGUGGUGGCUGUGGGUUUCCACAUAUUCCGUACUCUAGAAGUAAACCGGCUGAUGGGAAGGCUCCUGCAGCAGCCAGACACGUACGCAGACUUUGAGUUCCUGGCCUUCUGGCAGACACAGUACAACAACAUGAAUGCUGUCAACCUUUUCUUUGCCUGGAUCAAGAUAUUCAAGUACAUCAGCUUCAACAAAACCAUGACCCAGCUCUCCUCCACACUGGCUCGCUGUGCCAAGGACAUCCUGGGCUUCGCCAUCAUGUUCUUCAUUGUCUUCUUUGCCUAUGCCCAGCUUGGCUACCUGCUUUUUGGGACCCAAGUGGAAAACUUUAGCACGUUCGUCAAGUGCAUUUUCACUCAGUUCCGGAUAAUCCUUGGAGAUUUUGACUACAACGCUAUCGACAACGCCAACCGAAUCCUGGGCCCUGUGUACUUCGUCACCUAUGUCUUCUUCGUCUUCUUCGUGCUCCUGAACAUGUUCCUGGCCAUCAUCAAUGACACAUACUCAGAGGUCAAGGAGGAGUUGGCCGGCCAGAAGGACGAGUUGCAGCUCUCUGACCUCCUGAAACAGAGCUACAACAAGACCCUACAAAGGCUGCGCCUGAGGAAGGAACGGGUUUCAGACGUGCAGAAGGUCCUGAAGGGUGGGGAGCCAGAGAUCCAGUUUGAAGAUUUCACCAACACCUUGAGGGAACUGGGGCACGAGGAGCAUGAGGUCUGUGAGCUCACAGCUGCCUUCACCAGGUUUGAUCGGGAUGGGAAUCACAUUCUGGAUGAGAAGGAGCAGGAACAGAUGCGACGAGGUCUGGAAAAGGAGAGGGUGACCCUCAGUGCUGAGAUUGAGAACCUAGGCCAGUCCACUGGAUACAGCCCACAAGGUGAAGUGGGCACAGAGGCAGCCAGCAGAGGAGGCUGGGCUUCUGGAGAAGAAUUCUACAGGCUCACAAGGAGAGUGCUGCAGCUGGAGAGUAUCCUGGAAGGGGUCGUGUCCCAGGUUGAUGCUGUGGGCUCAAAGCUGAAGAUGCUGGAGAGGAAGGGGGAACUGAACCCUACCCCCGAAAUGGAGGUGCCAGCUGUUUGGGAGGACCUGUAUAACCAGUCUUAACGGUCACUCCAGCCCUCUUGAGAGUGCAUGGGGGACAAGAGAAUGGAAAGGUGAUCCGAGAGAACCAGACAGCAAGUUCCUCUCUCUAUGACUUCCCAGAAGCCUCUUCUCCAUAUGCCCCUCCCCCCCUUCUAGAGCACUGUGUCUCAUGAUAGCUGCUGUGGAGUCCCACCCUGUGCCUAGCCUUUUGAGCCAAUGUUUUUGUGUGUAGCUGGGCAGUGUGUGUAGCUGGGCAGCAUGCGUAGGCUUGUCCCUCGGGUUUCUGUAUGUAGCCACACAGCUCUGAAAAGUGGCACUUCCUACCUGGCUUCUCACUUCCUGUGCAUUUACUUCUGCCGUAGUGACUAACAUCAAUAACAAACAAGAAAAAGAAAGAGACGGCAGUGACUGUCCUGAACAGCUCAGAUAGACAUGAUUGCCCAAAAGGUAGAAGCCCAAAGAGUAGGCAAUGGAAAUGUCUUCCUACAUUCCAGUAACCCUUAC